Megachile rotundata (alfalfa leafcutting bee) is the source of this 1432-nucleotide messenger RNA. RefSeq names its product fas-associated death domain protein (gene Fadd). Gene Ontology annotation, biological process: signal transduction. The record is from RefSeq and is a predicted model, not a curated record. Gene Ontology annotation, molecular function: protein binding. Lineage: Eukaryota; Metazoa; Arthropoda; Insecta; Hymenoptera; Megachilidae.
ACAUAUACGUGUCGAAUAAAUCAGAAAGAAAAAUUUAUAUAUGCGAAGUAUAUAAUUUAAACGUUAGUAAAAAUCAUGUAUUUUAAUUUCAAUUUUAUUUGUUCUAUCAAUAAAUUAUUUAUAUAAAAAGUUAGUUUAAUGUCUUUAUUUUAUGAGUCCAUUAUAUAAAAUAUAUAUGAGAUUUAUUUGAAGAAUAUUUUGGGUAUUGAUCAUACUGAUCAAGAUGUUUGCUUUAGAAAAAGGGAAUUCCCUUGAUGACAUUAUGAUAUUACAAAUGAAAUAUGAUUGUUUGCGUGAAGAAUUCUUAUCUGCUGCUCAAUUUGACAUUACUGAAGGCAUGUUAGAAGUUCUUAAAAAAUAUUAUACACAAUACAUAAAUUCAAAUCGCAAAUUUAGUCAAAUUAAAGAUAUAAGAACGUUGUUGAAUGUGUUGGAAAAACGAGAUUGCCUUAGUCAUAGUAAUAUAGAACCACUUUCUUAUAUUUCAAGUAACUUCUUAAAUGACUUUGAAAUAAAAAAAAAAAUAGGAGAUUAUAAACUUCAUAUACAAAAUAUGCAAACUGCUCCACUUAUUAACAUGUAUCAAAAUACAGAUGUAAAUAAAGAUAAGAAUGGAACAGAAUUAUCAAAUAUAAGAAAAAGUAGCAUAUCACAAUCAAAUGUACUUACUAGUGACCCAAACUGUCAAGCAUCACAAAGCAAUGUAGAAAAUCAAAAUCCAGCUUUAGAUGAGAAAGCACUAUUACAACAAAGAUUAUUAUUACAAAUUAGUGAAAGAAUUGGUCGUUCUUGGAGAGAUACUGCCCGAUAUUUAAAUAUUCCUGAAUGCCAGAUUGAUGCAAUUCAGUGUAAAUAUCCAUGCAAUUUGAGGGAACAAAGUUUGGAAGCUUUAAAGUUGUAUGUAUCUCAAUAUAAUACUGGUAGUUGGGAAUUGAAUUUAAUACGAGCAUUGGAAAAGGCAAGACGCAGAGACCUUAAAGAACUUGCAGAGAAAUUUAUAAUAAAUAAAGGUAAAGAUUAAAUAAUUUACAUAGGAAAUAAUUAAACAACGAUUUUCGUUUUAACGUCACAAAUGUAUUUAAGGAAAAUCAAAAAUAAAAGAAAUAACGUGAAGAAACAGUACUUUAUAUUUUUCAUGUAUUUAUAAGAAAAACUUAAAUAUAAUCAUUUUUCAAACAAUCGUGAGAACAUAUUAAAUAUUACUACACUAUCUUAAAGCAAGUUAGGUUGCUGUAUUUUGUAAUAUUUUUAUGGAUUUAAAAAACGGCAACCUAAUUCCAUAGGUUUUUUCUUUUUCAAAGAAAUUUAAUAUUGCAGUCUUUGUUGCUUGUACAAGUAACAUAGGAGAAACAUACAUAGGGAAAACAGUUUGAUUACAUUUUUUUAUGUUAAUACUUGAAUUGUUCUUUUUAUAAAUACAGCAGCCUGUGCG